UUGCGAACCAGUGCGCAACGAGAAACCAACAGAAGAGCACGAAGGGGCACAGCGGCGAAUCCGAGACUCCAACAAAAUCAGUUCGGCAUUCGAAGGGACACGGUGUCGUCGUCGUCGCACGCCCGGCCUUCUCCCUUACUCGAUAACUCGCGUAAAUGCUCGUUCAUCUCGCGAUAAAACCAUCAUGCUUAAGUGUUACCUAAUAAUUCUCUCUUUUGUGCCGUAUGUCUUAUCGGAAUCCUGCCCGGUAUUGUGCACGUGCAAGUGGAAAAACGGAAAACGCACGGUGGAGUGCAUGGAGCGCGGACUUAUCAAAAUUCCGGAAAAUGCCGAUCCGGAAACCCAAGUGUUGGAUUUAAGUGUGAACAACUUACAAAUCCUCCCUAAGGACACCUUCCUACGAUCGGGCCUAGUCAACUUACAGAGAGUCUUCCUAAAAAGUUGUCGCUUAGGCCAAAUUGACCAGCAAGCCUUCAGAGGAGUCACCAAUCUAAUUGAACUGGAUUUAUCCAGCAACCUCCUUACCUCUAUCCCCUCCAACACAUUCCAAAAUACGCCGUUCCUGAGGGAACUCUAUCUAGCCAACAACCCUAUCCAGAAAAUUGACCCAAAGGCCUUCAGCCACCUCCACCACCUCAUUAAGCUGGACAUAUCCGGAUGUGAGAUUAAAAUGGUGGCUCCAAGGGCUUUUGAAGGCAUCGAGGGGCUUGAGAGCUUAAAAAUCAACGAUAAUCAUUUAUCAGAGUUGCGCCCUCACACCGUUGAAAUACUAACCAAGCUACAUGGAAUUGAGCUUCACAACAACCCUUGGCAUUGCGACUGUAGACUAAGGACUGUCAAGGAGUGGCUUACCAUCAACAACAUUCCUUACACCAUUCCCCCAAAAUGCCUGGGGGGACCCGAACGCCUUAUAAGAAGCUCUUUGGCGGACCUCCACAUGGAUGAUUUAGCUUGCAAGCCUGAACUGUUACCAGUUAGUAGAUUUAUCGAGUCUACUGCAGGAGAAAACGCUACUGUAGCAUGCAGAGCCAACGCCAUACCACCUCCAGUAAUAAAAUGGUUUUUCAAUGGUAAACUGUUAACGAACAAUUCCAAAUUCUCCACAAACCAAGGGGUUCAGAUCUACGAAACUGGCAAACAAGAAAAGAGAAGUAUUUUGGUCAUCAGCAACGUCCAAGAGGGCCAGGACCUGCAAGAGUUCUACUGUGUAGCAGAGAACCGUGGAGGAAGCAUGGAAACUAAUUUCACGUUAAGGGUCGUGUCGCGUCCUUUAGGGAUCACUUCCUUGGAUAAUGGACAGAUUGCUGGAUUGACUGCCGCCCUGGCAAUACUAAUUCUGCUCAUCACUGUGGUGGUGUUGAUUUUACUAGUGCGCAUCCGUAGACACCCUUACGUCGAGACGAAAACCCCCAGGCAACUGGAAGUGAUCACCGUGGUAAAUGGGUGCAAAAACAAGAUAAUCUCCCCCACGAAACCUCUUCCAGAAUUCAACAACGUCUGUGACCCACCGCAGAAGCCUCCCCGAUCAGAUCUCUCUCCUCCCAACCCGGACCUCCUAAACGACUUCCAGCCCCAUCCAGAUAGUCAGGAUUAUAACGGGGAUUAUACCAGGGCGGAUUCACUUUAUCCAUCCAGCCUCUGGGAUGAUACUAGCACGGCAACCAACAAUCCAGGAUUUAUAUUUGACGAUAAGCCGCAGUACCCGCAGGAUUACGGGUUACCGUUGCCGGAGGGUUCGAAGAGCGUGCAAAGGGUGUGGCAGAAGGGUGCGGUGCCAGUGCUACCCCCGGUUACAGCCCUGAAGAGGGUGUUGAACAGUAGGAAUUCGCCAGAUGAGGGGUAUCAGGAGGGGUGCGGUACCGAUGUGUAGAGUGUUAGGUGAGGUUUUUCGAUACCAAAGACUGUGGGUUCCUAGAGAUGAUUUGUGAGAUUUUUUGGGUGCUGGGAGGAUCAGCAGAGUUUAUGUAAGGGAGGGAUGAAACAAGACGCUGGUGUAUUAAAAUUGGGUUAAAAGCUUUUUAGUGUAAUUAAAAAAUUUGCAAAUUUUAAGUUCUGCUCUGAACAGUCUGGAAUAAAUAGUACUUUUUUUAUUUAAAUUAGUGUAUAAGAGAGCAAAACAGUAGUUUUUUUAUUUUUUUUUCGACUUUCUAAAUGAUUUAAAAAAUAUAUAUAUUUUAAAAAAUUAUAAAAAUAGUCAUGGAUUGGCUAUAAAAAACCUAAAAAAUUUCCUUAAAAAUAUUUUUUAACUUUUUUAUCCUCAAAUGCUAACAUUUCUUUUAAAAAGUUGCAAGUUUAGUCCUGAAUUUUCUAUUAAAAACAUUAUAGGACAGUAUAA
Anthonomus grandis grandis is the source of this 2335-nucleotide messenger RNA. RefSeq names its product leucine-rich repeat neuronal protein 2. Bases 185 to 1870 code for a protein of 561 amino acids. The transcript has a single exon. Gene Ontology annotation, molecular function: protein binding. Lineage: Eukaryota; Metazoa; Arthropoda; Insecta; Coleoptera; Curculionidae. The record is from RefSeq and is a predicted model, not a curated record.